AGGAAGUUUCGCUAGACUGCUUUUCGCAGAUUUCUCCAUUUCGAUUUUUCUUUCCGUCAUUUGCAGCUCAGCGGCGAACUUUUCCUCCCACAUCAACUUUUCUCGCACUCGUAAUUCGAUCAAACGUUGUUCAUCCUUCUCGCGUUGCACAUUUUGUUUACGUCGCUCUGCUUCGUCGUCAAUUUCCCUCUGCCUUUUUUCAAGAAUUUGCGAAAGCUUGUUCAUUCUAGGCACCCAUUGCGCGUACUUAUCCUUCGUGUCCUUUUUCCACUGUCGUAUUGCUCUCUGAGUUUCAGCUCCUCGAUCAAUUUUUAGCUCUUGUACACUUGCAACAAGAUUAUUUACCUUGUCAAAUAUGGUGUCUGUUCGUUUCUUUACAACUUCGAUCUCUGCGUAAUCGCCUUCUUCAAUAAUAUCGUCAAUUGGCUCGAGAUAGUACUUUAGUUUUUCGAUUUCCUUGUCUAUUUCAACUUCCUUCUGUUUUUCUGCUGUCUCCUCGCUCAUUGCUAUAUCUUCCACGUCGUACAAAUCGAUAAAUUCUCGUAUUUACAUGACCAAAUAAUGUGUUGUUGUCGUUUAAAUCACUCGUUAAAUAUUUAAAUUACCGUUCGAUUUUUUGUUCAAUCCUGGUCACGGCACCACUUAUAUACCGAACUUCUCUUGUUAAAUUGUUAACAGGUAUAUAACCACAGAAAUCGCAAAGACAAAUUACAUUUAUUUGUAUAAAAAUAUAGAAUUCUCACGCUCACAAAUCACUUGUUUUGUUUUGUCUCGUCUCACAUAAUCUAAUAAUAAACGACCCGUCAUCAACAUGCUCUUAAUGUUUCUUUUAUGCAAACGUCAAUCAUGCUUACGUCACUUAUAUGGGGGGUCCACUAUUCCGUACAAAUAUACUGUAUACUGUCUAUAAACCAAAAAUUGUUAAUAUGUAACGAGUCAGUCUUCCCCAGCUAGCUUCGUAUGCACAAAUGAAAAAUAUGCAUAAAGAAUACCGUGCAUAAAAUGAUAAAAAAAAUGUGUGAGUGGGGACUGUUGGGGUAAAAUUCUCACUAAUCUACACAAUUAUAUGUACAUGCACUGAUGAUAUUUUUUUCUGGUGCGAGAUUAAUUCUUCCCUAGCGACUCUUGAAUACUGUACCUGUUUAUUCUCAUUCUUUCUUAGGAUUUGCAAGACGAUAUGUCAGACCUCCUUGACCAAGCAAAUGAAGUACAAGAAGCUCUUGGGAGGCAAUACGGCACACCGGAACUGGACGAAGAUGAUCUAGAAGCAGGUACAUUAUGUAUGCGUGAAUUACGAGCCGUAUAGGCCAUGUGUUUUUGAAAUUGUUUUGGUGUGAUAAGGUUACCUAUUCAGGCCAAGAAAAAAAAAGGUACUUGAAAAAGUUAGUUGAAAAGGAUAUUUAGGUUGAAAAAGCGAGUCAAAACUGAUGGAAAAGUUGCCUUGUAGUUGUAGACCACUUAAUAUUUGGAUUUGCUAUUCAGUACGAUUCAUGUGUGCCCGAAUCUUGAUAAUAUACUCGAUCAUUGAUGAUCAGUAUAUUUCAUGUUAUACAUGCACAUGCAGUAUUUGCAAAAGAGUACAGAAAGUCGAAAAAUUGAGAUCACUGGUGUGAUCCUGCAAAUCUUGCUUUGCCUGCAAGUUGAUGGAAGGCAUGUGACAUGUGUGAGAAUGAUAUUUUCUCCACGGAGCACCAGAUAGUAGCAGGUUGAUCGGUUUGGAACAACUAUUUUUACGUCACAAAAUUUGGUUGCAUGAUUUUUUUAAAUCAUGUUAUAUCCUUCCCUUUAAAAUAAACAACACACUGGCCACUGUAAAUACAUGCAAAUAAAUUACCUAUAUUCACUACCAAUGUCUUUCCACAGAACUAGAUGCUUUGGGUGAUGACCUUGCUUUUGAUGAGGACACGUCAUAUCUUGACGAAGCAGAGAAAGCGCCAACUGUUCCGGAUACAGAUCUUCCUGAACCCAGUGCAAACAGGGUAGAGUGUUUUUUUGACAUUUCUGUAUGAAUACACAGCUAUUUCAAUGGACCUUUAACCUUAUAACUAAAAUUUUGAUCUAGACAAGUCUAGACAAAAAUUUCAUCACAGCUUGAAAGAGCAUCACAAAAUUAGUAAUAUUCCAAAGUUUCGUUACGAAAUGUUGUAAAAUGCGGAUAAUAUAGCCCUGCGAAAUUUGCUGUUUUUUAGUAAUUUUGCAUUACAAACGGGAAAAUGAUACCCCAAUCGAGUGUUUUGGUAUAAAUUUGCCGUUUGUAAUACAAAAUUACUAAAAAUUGCAAAUUUCGCAGGGCUAUAUUAUCCGCAUUUUACAACAUUUCGCAACGAAACUUUGGAAAAUUACUAAUUUUGUGAUGCUCUUUCAAGCUGUGCAUGAUGAAAUUUUUGUCUAGACUUGUCUAGAUCAAAAUUUUAGUUAUAAGGUUAAAGGUCCAUUAAUGUUGUCAUAGUUAAUUGUACAUUCCAAGCGCGAACAGCAGGAUGGGUAUACCAAAUUUUAAUAUUUUUAUCUGUUUAGGGUAGUUCCUAUAGUUCCUUUUACCUGUAGGUAGUGACCAUAGUUCCUUUUUGUUUUGGCAGUUCCCAGGGAUAUAUACAUGAUUUAUAAUAAUACAUUUCACCCUAUAAAAUAUCUUAUUCGCAUAUACUUUUGGCGCUUGGAUUGUACAUUUGACUAUUGCUUGUGACAACCUUAAUUGAAAUAGCUGUAUAGGAAAAGUGAUAUUAUAUAUACUGUAGGCGAUAACAUGGAUGUAUGCCAGGUAUUGGAUCGUAUAUAUUGUUUAUAUCUAUUUAUUAUUUUUUAUACGUCCAGCCUUAUUUGUAUGAUCUAGUAGCUAUUCUUUAGUUUUAAAGUUCUUUGCAUGUUUGUGUCGAGUUUUCUGUAGAGGCUGGGUAACUCGCAUCCUUUCCUGAACAAAAAUCUACAUCAAUCUGAAAUAUGAAACAAAAGAACUAAAACAUCUCGAUCCUAUUUCAGAAUCAUCGUCAAUACUCUAUUAAAAAUAUAUCAUUUUAAUAUCUGGUUGGCUGAAUCUAUAUUUUUCAUACUUUAACAUACAGUAGGCUAUUCUGAUUUAAGAACACUUUAUGUAUUAAGUAAACGUUUUUCUUCCUUAUCUUUAAUAGGAUGGAAUCAAAGUCGAUGAAUUUGGGCUACCUGAACUUCCUCAACAAACCAACUGAAUCAUAAAGUUAACAAGACAAAUUGUAUAUAUACUUAUUCCUAAUAAUCUCUCGUAUGGUAUAUCAAGACUGUAAUUUUUGUACAAUUAUUUAGUGAUGGAAACAAGUACAUGAUAAUGUACAAAUGAAAUGAAACCCAUCGGUUAACAGAAGGUGCUUAUAAGUAUACUUAAGAACAUAUAGUGUUUUCUUUUUUAUUGCUUCAACUGCAAAACGUUUGUCAUCUGAUCUUUUAAAAAAAGGAAAAGACGCCUCGUAAGUUUGCAUGAUAAAUAUUUUUUGUGGAAGACCGAAGAUCCCACGUUCAUAUUUACAGUAUUUGGCAAUGUUUUCGAUGCAUAAACCUGGACCCGAACUCUGCGCUAGCUCGUUGGUCAGAUGCAGUAUUUGUUUUUACUUCUGUCAUCUGCAGGGCCCCUUAAUCUUUUUAUACAGUACAGUACAGUACAGUACAGUACAGUACAGUACAGUACAGUACAGUACGGUGUCUGCAAAAUAUUAUGAUUUUUUGACCUAAAUACAGUAGUAGUCAAAAUGCACAUGUGUGCAUGAAGGUGUCUGGUCAUCUGUGUCUCUAUAACUGGGCAGGUUGUGGCAAAAUGUUAUCUAGUUAAAUUAGUUAAUAACAACAAUCUUAAGGUUACAGAACACUUUCCAUGAAAGCAUUAGACUGUUCUACUAUCUGACCAAGUUUGGACGAAAAAUGUUCAAAACUCGCAGAGUUAUUUAAUAAAAUACAUUUCGCUUGCAAUAAGAAAAACAUUGAAAAUGUAAUAUUCAAAUUCAAAUAAACGAGUUGUGCUCCUGCGAGUUUUAACGAUUUUUUCUCAAAUUUUCACAGGACAUAGCCAAAGACGUCAGUUUCAAAAUUGUGUUCGGCUUUGUUCUAAUUUUGGAUAUUUUAAUAAUAAGGAGCAAUUGACACAAUUCACAAACGAUUCAGAAAUAUAUUGCAGUCGUCAAAGAAAUCGCCAUAUCAGCGGAAUGACGAAAUAAACAAAAAAUUUCCGAACACAAUUUUUUAGAACAACUAUUUUACUGUAUAAAAAUGAUAUUUUCAUAAAUAUAUCUUAAAACCAGCAGGAAUUAACAUAACUCAAAAGCGUAAAGGUACCGCGACUUAAGAUUUUCCUGAAUAAUUCUUACAUUAUUUUAUUGUUUGUCAAUUUUACAACUUUAUCAUAUGGCUCUCAUAUUUUGCAUGCACUGGCUAACAUUUGGUGAACAUUUGAUGAAAAUCGGACUGAUUUUGAGCGCGGUAGCGAUUUUCCACAAAACGCCAAAAAGGGUGUCCUGUAACCUUAAAUGCUUGAAUAACCUACAUAUAAUUUUUUUCUGUGCUGGUGUUGUGUUGAACAUCAUGUUGUACUGUUUCUUGCAAACAAAAGCCGGAUAAAACGGGACCGGCUAAACGGAGAAUUAUGAAGUGGGGAGUUAUCUCGGAGAGUUAUGAUUUCGCAGAGUUAUGUUCGAACCACGCCCAAACCACGCCCACUUUUCCCAACGACCACACCCAAUUUCUUAACUCCCUCGACGGUUCCUUGAACUAACUCUCCCUCGUUAACAUUAUGAAGAUGUUAGAGAGUUAUCAUUUUUUAUAACUCUCCUCGUUCAUGAUUGUGGCAAUGAAGAGAGUUACAGUAAGGCCACAUAAAAUAAAUCCCUUGAUUCUCAUCACCCGACUGUAUUUUAAGAGCCGCGUGAAAUUUUUUUAUAUUUUGUUAUACAAUAUAAAUGUACCGCCCGACAAAAUAUUUCAAGACAGUUAAGUUUUUUAUAUUUUAUGUUGGGUUUUUAGUGCCAUUUUAAACUGCCAAUUUCAAACAAAUAGAACCUUGAAAGAAAUUUCAGUGCAUUUUAACGGAACUUCGUAUUCAGUUCAAGGGCCAGUCAUUGUUCGUGGAGAAAUACGUUUAUUUCAGUUUGUGACACUUUUAUUUAUUGAUAUAUAUUAAAUUAUAUAAAUAUAAAAUAUAAAAUAUAAACCUCCCGCCUCUUCGACAUUUUCAAAGUGUAGUGAUGAGAAUCAAGGAAUUUAUUUUAUGUGGCCUAAGUCAGUUUUUUGAAAAAAACUUCCACAUAUUAGUAAACUUUUGUAAAUUUACUUUUUUCUCAAGUGUCAGCUUUAACAUUUCACGCUAGUAGAAACUAAUAGUACUUUAAAGUACUUACCAUGUUCAUCUAAUUGUAAAUGUUUAUAUACAUGCUCACUUGGAUUAUCUACCAAGUCCAGCAUUCAGAUACAACUCUCGAAUUAGAUAGAACCAGAAAACCUUUCAAAUGUAAUGCCCUAUUGGCUGAUCUGGGACCUUCUGAUGCAAGCAACGCAUUGUUUUGACCGAGUAAAGUUGCAUUUCCUGUUUGGACGCACGCUAUUGACACGCUACAAACUGAAAUACCAAAAUAUAAGAUGAAAAUCUGAAUUAGAAACAAGCUUUACUAAGGUUUUCUUAAAAAACUGACUUAACUCGACAUUGCCAUAAUCGUGAACGCAGAGAGUUAUAAAAAAUGAUAACUCUCUAACAUCUUCAUAAUGUUAACGAGAGAGAGUUACGUCAAACAUAACUCUCUCAUGUUAGUUCAAGGAAACGUCGGGAGAGUUAAGAAAUUGGGUGUGGUCGUUGGGGAAAGUGGGCGUGGUGUGAACAUAACUCUCCGAAAUAUCUCUCCGGUUGGUAACUCUCCCUUUAGUCAUACCCGGAUAAAACACAACUUUUACCAGUUUUACAUAUACAGUACGUACUGCACGUCAUUCGGAA
Molecule: messenger RNA, 5944 nt
Organism: Paramuricea clavata
Lineage: Eukaryota; Metazoa; Cnidaria; Anthozoa; Malacalcyonacea; Plexauridae
Source: the annotation of a GenBank genome assembly